Molecule: messenger RNA, 1695 nt
Organism: Ctenocephalides felis (cat flea)
Lineage: Eukaryota; Metazoa; Arthropoda; Insecta; Siphonaptera; Pulicidae
Exons: 3
Coding region: 1-1695 (564 amino acids)
Molecular function (GO): RNA-DNA hybrid ribonuclease activity; nucleic acid binding
Source: RefSeq, a predicted model, not a curated record
AUGCUCCAUGAGGAUCAUAAGUCUAAAUAUGCAGCCAUUAUCGAGAUCAUAAACGAAGCAGCUAGUAAACACUUCAAGGAACGUAAAACAGUGGCAAUUAAGCAAUUCAAACCCGCUAUCUGGUGGGACGAAGAAUGUGAAAACCAGAUCAGACAAAGAAAAAUAGCGUUGCUAUAUGUAAAAAAUAAAAAUAAAUUAAUAGGUCCCAGAGUAGCUCUUACAGGCUUACCACAAGGUUCUAUAUUGAGUCCGUUAUUAUUUAAUAUUUAUAUGUCGGACUUUACUGCAGUUACCCAAGACGAUGUUAAGAAACUACAAUAUGCUAUUGAUUUAUUUUUGUACAUUUCUUGCAACACACUUGAGGAAUGCAUUCACAAAAUCAAGUGGUCGAUCACAGGUGUCUCAGAAUGGAUGAGGUCCAACCACCUAAACCUUUUCUUGGUCAAAACAAAGGGUAUCCUGUUCACCAGGCAUAGAAAAUUCCUUUACCCUCAAGGAAUCAAUAUGGGGAAUUGGAUGUGUAAAAUAUACGAUAGUGUGAAAAUUUUAGGGGUUACCUUUGAUAAAAAGAUGACCUUCCGGGUGCACGUUGAAGAGGUGAUCAAAAAAUGUGAAACAGGUAAGAAUAUCAUUAAAAGAUUGGUUGGAAUUGACUGGGGAGUCUACCAAAGUUCAUGUUUAGCUAUCUACAAAUCCAUAAUUAGAUCACAUAUUGAUUAUAGAUACUUCAUUUACGGAGGAAUCUCAACCAAUAUACAAGGAUUACUAGAUGAAGCUCAACUUUCGGCUUUAAGACUGUGCUUGGGAGCUAUAAGGUCAACGCCUCGCAUUGCCGUUUUAGCGGAAGCCGGGGAAGCCCCACUGAACAUUAGGAAACAAAUACUAACUAAUAGAUUUUCAAUUAAAAAAUUCAACUCGGAUUCAGAACGAAUCCCGAAGCAAUUGGAAUAUUUAGCUGUUUUGCAUUUUAGGGUAAACUAUUGGAAAAACAGACCUACACCUCCAUUAAUAACUGGAUUUUAUAAUUUGAAACCUCUAGAAGACCUGAUAAUUACAAAUGAUAAACUACCGUACCAUAGUCAUUUUUGGAUUUACUCAUUUCCCAAGAAAUAUAUAGGCUUGAAUGACUUCAAUUAUAUGACUCAUCAUUCCAAUAAAAAUAUAAUAAACAGGGAGUUUGAGAAUUGGUUAGACACGGAAUGGAAAGAUUUUACUGUUAUCUACACUGACGGUUCCAAGUUAGAAAAUAAAGUGGGGUGUGCUGUCUAUGUACCUAAUAGAGACAAAUAUUUACAAUUUAAUUUACCGGAUUUUGCCUUAGUCUUUUCGGCAGAACUUACAUGUAUUAAUGCUGCUUUAGACUUUGCUAUACAAGAAAAGAUUCCAAAAACCAUAAUCCUAACAGAUAGUAAAUCCGCACUUCUGGCUCUAAACCAUCGUAAAGAAAAUUGCAAUGGUUUAAUUUUUGACACCAUCCACAAAAUAGAAAGCGUCUUAGAAAAUAAAAACACGAUCAAAUUAGUAUGGAUACAAAGGCACUCCAAUAUCCAUGGAAACGAAUAUGUGGAUGGUCUUGCAAGAGAAGCCUGUUUAUCAAAUUUUCCUUCAAGAAAGGCUCCUGCGUCUGACCUAAAAAGCUGGGUCGAUAUGAUGGUGCUAGAUGCUGGUCUUUUCCAGGCUUCAGUAUUAGUAUGA